Messenger RNA from Fonsecaea erecta, 2706 nucleotides. RefSeq lists its product as hypothetical. The record is from RefSeq and is a predicted model, not a curated record. The coding region runs from base 1 to 2706 and encodes 901 amino acids. The transcript has a single exon. NCBI's taxonomy places the organism in Eukaryota, Fungi, Ascomycota, Eurotiomycetes, Chaetothyriales, Herpotrichiellaceae. Gene Ontology annotation, molecular function: protein binding.
AUGGCGCCCAAGAAGGGUAAAGAGUCCCUGUUGGACCUCUGUAGCCGAGCAACCACAUUGGGAAACAGUGUGUCUGUGCGCAUGCUUGAGUAUCUCAGCACCGUCAAGGAGCCUCCGCAUGGGUUUCGUGAGCUUGCGACGAACUUCCUCGACAUUUGCCGGGUCAUGUGCUCCAUCGAAGCAGGACUGUCCGAGGCUUCGCGGGCGCACAGCCAGUUCCCCAAUGACAUGCAGCAGGAACUGGACAAGAAGUUCCGUCAGGCCAAUGAUGACUUCAUUGUCCUGAACCAGAUGCUUGUCAAGUUCCUGGAGUAUGAGAAGAAGGGAGGCCUGGGGAAACUCAGAAAGGGAUGGCACAUGAUGUUCGCCGACACGGACAUUCACAAGAUGAAGGAUUCGCUCGCCAGGAGCCGCGAUGCGCUCGGCAUGAGCGCCAUGGUGUUCCGAUGGUAUCUCGGCGACGCAAAGACGGAUGCCUCUGUCGGCAUCGGAUAUACGGGUCUUGCAGCUGUCCUCGAGCGCAUGAAUCCCAGCGUCAGGCACACUCCGUCGACCAGUGUUAGGCCUACUCUUCCUCCUCCUCCUUUUUCAGAAGCACCUAACCUUCUGCCACCUCUACCGGCCAUCCCAUUGACGGAGAGAACGUCAGAGUCCAACUUCCUUCCUCGGCUCGGCGAGGAUCCCGAUACCUUGACCGCGAUCCCCCAGAGACAGAGUUUCAGCCGACCAGCACCCAGCACCAGGUCCAGCAAACUCACGAUAAACUCCGCUACCAGGGAAAGGGAACAGCAAAUGCAGAGCAGCGAGAGUUCGCGAACCGAGAUCCCGGUUGAAGAUCAUGUCUCCAUCAAAACGGCGGACUCAUUUGCCCAGAUCGAGGAUAUGAUACACGAGAUCGGACUGGAUAAGCACUCUUCCCCUACGGCUCGGAUGAAGGCCGACCCUGCCACAGUUCCAAGAUGGACACCGAAGCAAACGUCUGGGGCCAACUCCGCUGCUCUCAAAUCGUCGUUGCUGAAUGCCGUCCAGCAGAAGAAGCACAAGAUGAUUGAGCAACUGCUGGACUGCGGCGUCCCUCCUGACGGCGACAAUGGCGUCAACCUUCUCCGGGAAGCGGUCCUUCACCAAGACGUCGAGACAGUCCGACUGUUACUCCUCUUCGGGGCCGAUCCCAAUGGCCUCGACAAGAUCAAAUUCAGUCCUCUGUUGUCCGCGACAGAGCUGUCGUUCCUUGACGCCGCAAAGUUGCUUCUGAAAUAUGGGGCCGAUCCUAAUUUGCCCGCCGGUCCCGAUGGAGAGUGUCCCCUCGCAAUGGCGGUCAUGGAGAACAAGCUUGAGUUCGUGCAACUCUAUCUCACAUAUGGAGGAGAUACCAACCUCAACACUGCGGAGGGCAACACCCUUCUCGUCAAGGCUAUCAACAAAACCAAUCCGAAGAAGUUAGUAGAGCUACUGGUCGACUACGGGAGCGAUGUGAACGGGAAGAAUAGCGAGGGCGAGACGCCGCUUUUCACGGCGAUCGAGGCGAGAAGAGUUGAUAUCAUGAUCUUCCUCCUCGAUCACGGGGCCGAUCCCAACCUGCCUGGGCCCAAGCACCUUUUGUGGCCGUCAACUUACCAGCCGAAAGCGCUCCAGCUGCUGCUGUCUCGCGGAGCAGAUUUCAAAAAGUGUCCGGGCAUUCUAGAACUUGCCACGAGUAUCAACAACCUGGAGUCAGUGACGACCCUGCUGAAAGCCGGCGUCGACGCCAACGCUAAGAAGGACGGAGUAUACACACCACUCUGUACUGCUAUUCGUGACAACCGGGGAGAACUUGUUUCGCUCCUCUUGGCCAACGGAGCUGAUCCAAAUUUGAUGGCGUCGGAAUAUCCAGCCUUCAAGUGUGUGACUCACAACCGCACCCAUCUGCUUCCCCAGCUUGUUGCUGCGGGCGCGAACCUGCACAAACCCAAAGGCAUCCUCGAGAAAGCAGUGGCUCACAACAACAAGGAUGCGCUCAUGUACUUACUUGACCAGAAAGUCAGCCCCAACGACAGAAGUGCUGAAGGCUAUACACCUUUGACAACAGCAAUUCGUGAUGAGCGACUUGACUACAUCGACAUACUUCUAGCCAACGGUGCAGACCCCGGGAUCAGAGGUCAGGAUUGGCCCAUUUGUAUGGCGGUGAAAAGGCCCGAGAUUCUUCGCAAGCUUUUACCUUCUCUCUCGAAUCCGAGAGCGGUCAAGGGUGUGGUGGAGAUGGCCGUGGUUGCAAACCAGCUCGAAAGCAUCAAGCUCUUGCUGAAAGCCGGUAUGAAUGUUGAGGACAAGAAUGGCGGUGUUUUCUCUCCUCUGACGACGGCCAUUCGAGAAGACAGAAAAGAAAUUGUUCGAUACCUGCUCGACGAAGCUGGUGCCGAUGUCAACGCCCCGGGGGAGCAUUUACCCAUCAUCAAGGCCAUCCGCAGAUAUCGCAACAACGACACCGAGGUCAUUGAGAUGUUGCUUGCACGAGGAGCCGAUAUCAAUCUCAUGUACCGCGGCUGGAACGCAGUCCUCCAGGCAGUGGAAAAUGGGGACUCGAAGAUUUUGAAACUGCUCGUCGAGAGGGGUGGUGGCGUGGACCUGGAAGCUAAAGACGAGGCCGGGAGGACAGUGAUGGACAUUGUGAACGGACGGGGCUGGGACGAAGCUGUGACCAUCUUGCUGGGCGGUGGAAGUCCGUGA